This is a messenger RNA of Alnus glutinosa, 1087 nucleotides long. Its product is annotated as ergosterol biosynthetic protein 28. Gene Ontology annotation, cellular component: membrane; endoplasmic reticulum. Gene Ontology annotation, molecular function: protein-macromolecule adaptor activity. NCBI's taxonomy places the organism in Eukaryota, Viridiplantae, Streptophyta, Magnoliopsida, Fagales, Betulaceae. The transcript is spliced from 3 exons. The record is from RefSeq and is a predicted model, not a curated record. The coding region runs from base 248 to 637 and encodes 129 amino acids.
UUUUUUGGCUUAUCUUGCAAAUAACCCAUCAUGGCAUCAUCCACUCCGGCCGAGCGAAAUUUUGCUUCAAUAAACUAUAAGAAUAUAUGUCAAUUUAAUAAAAUGGUAAACAGGAAAAUUGGAGGAAUACUUUAAUGGAAAUACAAGGCUCCUAUGCCUGGUAAGCGCUAGGAAAACACAACGGGUGACACAAACACAAGACCGAAAGCAGGUAAGCAGGGAAACGAAAGGAAAGGCAUAGCCAAAAAUGAAGGCGUUAGGAUGGUGGUUGAUGCUAGUGGGUUCACUUCGCUUAGCCUCCGUUUGGUUCGGCUUCUUCAACAUCUGGGCUCUUAGACUCGCCGUCUUCUCCAAAACCACCAUGACUGAAGUUCAUGGAAGGACAUUUGGAGUUUGGACACUUUUAACUUGCACCCUUUGCUUUCUUUGUGCAUUUAACCUUGAAAAUAAGCCACUUUAUUUGGCUACCUUCUUAUCAUUCAUCUAUGCCUUUGGCCAUUUCUUGACUGAGUACCUAAUAUAUCGGACAAUGGCGAUUGCAAAUCUGACAACUGUUGGCAUCUUUGCAGGCACGUCAAUAAUAUGGAUGCUAUUACAAUGGAACACACAUCAACCUAUCCACCCAAAGCAUUCUUGAUAUAGGAUGAUGUGUUUCUCGUUGCUCCAUUUUUUGCUGAUGAAGAAGGAUUUUUCACCAAGAGUUUUUCAAGUUGCUACUUUAGUCCUUUUUAUGCAUGGAUUAUCUAUCCACUCGAGGGAUUCUUUUCACUGUCGUGUUAUCAAGUUAUGAAGAUUUAGCUUACCAAGAACCUCAGAAGUGUGUUUCAAUGUUGAAACAAUUUUCACUAUAUCAGAAUAUUAGAUAAGGCGCUGGUGUUUCCUGCCCCUCCAUAUUUAAUGUUAUUUAGAAGCACUUUGAAGUUCAUGACAAUGUUAGGAGUUUUUCUGACUCUAGUUUCUACAAAAUAUGGUAAAAAGCAGAGUCUUUGGUUUUGAAUUGUGAGGUAAUGUUAUGCUGAAUUCUAGACCCUUGCCAUUUGCCGGCAUUGGAAUUGUGUUUCCCUGUUUACACUUGGGCUAGUUUGUA